CACACACACACACACACACACAUUCUUCACAUAUUCACAUAUCUUGAGGAGGCUGAAGAUUAUGCGGCUAUGCUCCAUGUUGCCAGUGUGAAGCUUUAGCAAUUCAUCAUGUCUGGAUUUACUGGCUCAGUUUUGCUGCUGCUGUGCUGUCUACCUUUAGCAGUGUUGUCUCUAGAGUGUUAUUCGUGUGUUUUCCCGGCCAUCUCUCCACUCGACUGUCUGAAGUUUCCACAGGAGUGUCCUGAAGGUCAGCGCUGUCUGUCCAGUGAGGCUGUGGCAGUCAGAGGUUCUGUCGUUAUAGUCCUGCAUGAGAAAGGCUGUGCGAUGGAGACUCAGUGUGGGAAAAGUGGAGAGAAGCAUGCAGCCGGGCUGAACUUCACCUACGAUAAUCAGUGCUGCGACACCGACCUCUGCAACUCCGCCCUGCGGGUCAGCGCCCCCUGCUGGAGAGACCUUCUUCUGGGCCUCGUCAGCGUCACCCUUGUCCUCCUGCUUCAGUGAACUGUGUGAACUGAAGAAACGCACUGAUUUAUAAUCACCUGCCCAGGUUUAGGGUUCAAUUACAGUUGGGAACAUUUGUCCUUUUAUUGUUUUUCUCUUGAAAGAUACAGGGGUUGGACAAUGAAACUGAAGCACAAUAAUUUAUUGUGGUGAUGGACAGUUCUGGUGGAAACAGGAGAGUUGAGGUGCACAUUGAAUUCUGCGUGAUUUGAUCAGCCGUGGUUUUAUGUUUUUUGGAUACAAUCCGGGUUAGCACCCGAACAUCCCUUUCAGACAGCUUCCUCUUACAGCGUCCACAGUUAAUCCUGUUGGAUGUGGUUGGUCCUUCUUGGUGGUAUGCUGACAUUACCCUGGAUACCGUGGCUCUUGAUACAUCACAAAGACUUGCUGUCUUGGUCACAGAUGCUCCAGCAAGACGUGCACCAACAAUUUGUCCUCUUUUGAACUCUGGUAUGUCAC
Molecule: messenger RNA, 960 nt
Organism: Astyanax mexicanus (Mexican tetra)
Lineage: Eukaryota; Metazoa; Chordata; Actinopteri; Characiformes; Acestrorhamphidae
Product: lymphocyte antigen 6D-like
Exons: 3
Coding region: 109-501 (130 amino acids)
Source: RefSeq, a predicted model, not a curated record